Anneissia japonica is the source of this 931-nucleotide messenger RNA. RefSeq lists its product as uncharacterized. The transcript has 2 exons. The record is from RefSeq and is a predicted model, not a curated record. NCBI's taxonomy places the organism in Eukaryota, Metazoa, Echinodermata, Crinoidea, Comatulida, Comatulidae. Bases 153 to 557 code for a protein of 134 amino acids.
CUGGCUUGCAAUUCGUCAAUACCGUUACCGUUCAACGGUUACUGUCACUUCGAUCCUCUUAUUCAUAGAAACUUGGUUAAUAGGCAUACUGUACGUGAUUUUUGUACAGUACAAAAGAAACUGAAAAACACAACAAACCAACACGAUAGAUAAUGGAAGAGAGAAAAGAAAUAACCAAUGAAAAUCAGGCACAGGGAGAAGGCAUUAAUGUAGGAGGGAGAACUGAAGCAGGGUAUCCGAUACAAGAAGAAGGAAUAGGCCUGAAUAGAGUAAUGAGCAGUAGAUGCACAUAUGCCGUUGAAGAAGUGAAAUAUGGAAUGCACAAAAUCAUGUUAGAAACAGACGUCACUCGUGAAUUGAUUGGAGGCAUUACCGGUAGUCACAGAACGAACGAAUACAACAUUGUAGGACUAUUUUACACAGAUCCCUGCACAUAUCCCGUGCAAGAAGAAGGUGAUUCAAGGUAUGAGAGUGAGUGUCAAGAAGUAGAAGAUCAAGUAAAAGGGACGGUUAUUUUUGUCGACGAUCGCUUAAGUAUUGAGGAAUCGCAGUCAUAGAAACAAAUAACGCAUUCUAGCUCAGUAUUUAAAUAUUAAUAUCGCUUCAUGCGAUUGCUUUAAAAGGCUUUAUACCCGGAAUAAUACUACUAAUACUAAUACUAAAGUAAAAUUAACUGUUAUGGCUUACUGUUUUUUUCUUUAUCUGCGUAAUUUUAACUUGUAUAUCGGUGCGUGUAAAAAUUACAGAGCACUCACCCUCCCCCUCCCAAUCACCCCACCCCACUAGUAAUAUUCAAAGUAAGAAGUAGUUAAACAUUACCUCAUAUUACCUUUUUUUUGGGCAACCCCCAAAAAGAAAACAAAAAGCAAAUACAAUGUGCUCUAGUGUAGUCGAAUAUAACCUCAUCACUUGGUACUUUUCGUGCUAGUAC